This is a messenger RNA of Saccostrea cuccullata (small rock oyster), 1407 nucleotides long. RefSeq names its product 5-hydroxytryptamine receptor 6-like. Bases 242 to 1375 code for a protein of 377 amino acids. Gene Ontology annotation, molecular function: G protein-coupled serotonin receptor activity; neurotransmitter receptor activity. Gene Ontology annotation, biological process: chemical synaptic transmission; G protein-coupled receptor signaling pathway, coupled to cyclic nucleotide second messenger. The transcript is spliced from 2 exons. Lineage: Eukaryota; Metazoa; Mollusca; Bivalvia; Ostreida; Ostreidae. Gene Ontology annotation, cellular component: dendrite; plasma membrane. The record is from RefSeq and is a predicted model, not a curated record.
UUGUGCUAACAGAAUUUCUACCAGAGGGUGCAUUUUGUGUACUUCCACAAAAAAAGUCGUUAUUAUUUUGAAGAAAAACAUAUCGUUCCACCUGAGACUUUUUUAAUGUUCAGAAUAUAGGAUAUCUGUGUGCCUGUUGUUUCUUUUCCCAUAUAAGAGAUACGGACAUUCAUCAUGAUGAACAGAGCAAAACGAAACAAAACCAAUAGGAGUGCCAUUUCAUUGCUCCAGUGAGAAUUUUAUGGAAUCGGUUUUAUGUUCCUGUGGAUGUCAACUCAAGCCCUACAUGGUGUUCAACGACACAGAUGUCAUUUUGGAAAGUGCAACAAAUUGGUCGAAAAGCACAGAAAAGAGUGCACGGGCAAACAAUUUCCAUGCAAAUGCAGAGACAAUUGUCCUUGGAGUAUUUUUAUUCCUCCUCAUAUUUCUAACCAUCUUAGGCAAUUCGCUUGUUCUGUUAGCUAUGAUUGUGAAGAAGAAACUACGAACUGUUUCAAAUAUGUUCAUAGUAUCGUUAAGUCUUACCGACUUUUUAUUGGGAUCUAUCGUAAUGAUACCAUCUGCACUGCAGAUAAUAUUUCAAGAAUGGAUCUUUCAACAUGAGUUUUGUUCCGUAUGGGUAUCAUUUGACGUAAUGUUGUCCAGUGCUUCUGUGUUAAAUGUUUGUCUAAUCAGCAUAGACCGAUAUAUCUCCAUUCUAACCCCUCUCAGAUACAAAACAGUGAUGACAUUCCAGAAAGCUUUCUUAAUGCUGAUAAUUGCAUGGAGCAUAGCAAUUCUUUCGUCUUUCGUUCCAAUAAUGAAUGGCCUUCACAAUCCUGACGUCCCCUCCUUAAAGAAUUUAACUCUAUUUUCCAGCACUCCGCAGUGUUUGUUCAUUAUCAGUGGAAUAUAUGGCGUAAUCGCCACACCCGUAACGAUUUUAUGUCCAAUUAUCAUAGCCAUUGUACUUUAUUACCGUGUUUCAAAGGAAGCAAAACGACAAGCAUUUUUCGUGGGAACUCUUCUUACCCCAGGAAAUGUUCUUUUGAGACAGCAUGUGCCAGCUAAACACCUGAGGGAACCACUCACCCGUAAGGCUACGGUGACGCUGGGGACAAUUGUCGGUGCUUACGUCACAACAUGGUCCCCGUUUCUGUGUGCCAAUAUCGUAGAGGGAUUCUGUCAGUGUAUUCCUGGAAAGUUGUUUACAGCCUUUGUUUGGUUGGGAUAUUGUAACAGCUUAAUUAACCCAAUUAUCUAUCCCUUAUUUAUGAAAGAUUUCAGGAAAGUGUACGUUUUAGCCCUGUCCAAGUGCUGUCCAUUCCUACAUAAAAUAAGACAUUUUAGUAUAGAACAUAAGUUAUAUGAGGGAAUUAAGCACCCGACUCUUUAAAGCAAUAUGAACUACAUUUUUGAAAAAAUUAU